Molecule: messenger RNA, 8147 nt
Organism: Hippopotamus amphibius kiboko
Lineage: Eukaryota; Metazoa; Chordata; Mammalia; Artiodactyla; Hippopotamidae
Gene: MYO18B
Product: myosin XVIIIB
Exons: 43
Coding region: 50-7663 (2537 amino acids)
Cellular component (GO): myosin complex
Molecular function (GO): protein binding; ATP binding; cytoskeletal motor activity
Source: RefSeq, a predicted model, not a curated record
UCAUCUCAUCGCACCUCACCUCACCUCACGGUCCUGGCACUGCCUCAGCAUGGCCAUCUCAUCACGCCUCGCCCUGUGGGAGCAGAAGAUUCGGGAAGAGGACAAGAGCCCUCCACCAUCCUCGCCCCCUCCCCUCUUCUCUGUCAUCCCAGGGGGUUUCAUUAGGCAGCUGGUCCGGGAGACUGAGAAAGAGUCCAAGGAAGCACGACGGAGGAAACAGGCAGUGCUUGCCUCUCCAGAACGAGAGACCCCAGACAUUUCUACCAGUCAGCCUGACAGUGGCACCAAAUCUGGAAGCCAGCACCUCUCCCAGAACGACCAGUCGAGCUCUCCUCAGAGCUCAAACACUCUGGACAGGAAGAGCGAGGGGGCUGGCACCAUGGACCCCGUGCUCAUGUCCAGCAUCAAUGGCGAGAAGCCCCAGGAGUCAGGUCCCAGUGGGACACCAGCCAGAAAAAGCCUGCCCUUCAAGAGAGGGGUGAGGAGGGGCGACGUGUUGCUGAUGGUGGCCAAGCUGGACCCGGACUCGGCCAAGCCGGAGCAGAGGACCCAGCCCCAGGAAGCCCCCACUUGCAAGACCCCACCCCCAGCCACGGACCCUGGAGGGGAAAAAAAGGGGGAGACCCCAGGGACUCCUCGUGGCCUCCAGGCCAGCACCAAGGAUUCAGCCCCGAAGGCUGAGAAGAACCAGACUGGGGGUGUUGGGGACCCAGGAACUGUGCUACUGACAAAAGGCGAGAAGGAUCAAGACACAGUGGGGAAAGGGGGCAGGGCCCCCCAGACCAAAGGGAUGAAAGGGGGUGAGCCCCAGGGCAAAGAGGGGCCGGGUGAGGGGAGGCCACCAGGGACGGCGGAGAAAGGGGGAGGGGACCCCCCAAACAAGGUGGCAAAGGGGAAUUUCCCCAAGGAUGCAGCAGGUGUAGGGAGGUGGGCCGGGGCCCAAGCCCAGGUAAGAAAGUGGGGAGGUUCCCUGGGCAGAAGGAGCAAGUGGGACGGUCCCCAGAGUAAGAAGGACAGAGAAGGUGCGCUCCUGAGGAAGGCAGACAGGACAGACGAACCUCAGACUAAGGUGGAGAAGACAGGCAAAGUGCAGGGGGUGGAGGGGGAAGCUCCUGGAGCGAUGGAGAAAGUAGAUGACCCUCAGGGCAGGCGUGGAAAGGCAGGUGAGCCCCAGGGUAAGAUAGAAAAGGUGGGGCAACCUCAGAGCGAGUCUGGAGAGGCAGGUAGAGCUGGGAGUAAGACAGAGGAGGACUGUAAAGCCCCCAAGGAGGUGGAUGCGUGUGGAGAGACCCUGGCAACAGCCAGGAAGAAGGACCAGCCUGAGAGCAGAGGCCGGAAAGCAGAGGAACCCUGCACUAGAGCAGGUGAUGGGGCUGGGGCCCUGGAGAUGGAGCCGCAAGGACCCGGCCAGCCUGCUCUGGAGAGCAAUGUGGAGAAGCCUCAGAGGCAGGCGGAGAGCCCAGAGGGGCCAGCCCUGCAGGAGGGGAGCAGAGGAGGCCAGAGCGGAGUCUUGGACCAGGCUCCUGAGGACAGAUGGUAUGAGGCCGAGAAAGUCUGGCUGGUUCGGAAGGAUGGAUUUACUCUUGCAACAGUGCUGAAGCCUGACGAGGGAACAGCCGACCUGCCGGCAGGAAGGGUGCGACUGUGCAUUGAUGCCGACAAAAGCAUCAUCGAGGUGGAUGAGGAUCACGUUGAUCGGGCCAACCCCCCCGAGCUGGACCAGGCCGAGGACCUGGCCUCCCUGGUCAGUGUCAACGAAUCCAGCGUCCUGAACACGCUUCUGCACCGCCUCCGGGCUCAGCUGCCGCACACGCGCGCUGGGCCAGACCUGAUCGUCCUCCAGCCCCAGGGGCCCACGGCGCCCUCUGCAGGCAAGGUGCCCAGGAGCCGCCGGGAUGGCCCGCCUGCCCACAUUGGUUCCCUGGCCCAGCGGGCAUACUGGGCCCUGCUGAGCCAGCGGAGGGACCAGAGCAUCGUGGCCCUGGGCCGGAGCGGCGCUGGCAAGACCACCUGCUGCGAGCAGGUCCUGGAGCACCUGGUGGGGCUGGCGGGCAGUGUGGAUGGCAGGGUCUCAGUGGAGAAGAUUCGAGCCGCCUUCAUCGUCCUCCGGGCCUUUGGCUCUGUGUCCACUGGCCACAGCCGCAGUGCCACCCGGUUCUCCAUGGUGAUGUCGCUGGACUUCAACGCCACAGGCCGAGUCACGGCCGCCCAGCUCCAGACGAUGCUUUUGGAGAAGAGCCGCGUAGCCCGGCAGCCAGAAGGGGAAGGCAGUUUCGAGGUUUUCUCCCAGAUGCUGGCUGGAUUGGACCUGGAUCUCAGGACAGAGCUGUACCUGAACCAGAUGGCAGACGGCAGCUCCUUCGGCAUGGGCGUGUGGCCUAAGCCUGAAGAUAAGCAGAGGGCAGUGGCCGCCUUCGCCCAGCUCCAGGGUGCCAUGGAGACGCUGGGAGUUUUGGAGAGCGAGCAGAGGGCCAUUUGGCGGGUGCUGGCUGCCAUCUACCACCUGGGUGUGGCGGGGGCCUGCAAAGUGGGCCGGAAGCAGUUCAUGCGCUUUGAGUCGGCCAGCCACGCAGCAGAGGCCUUGGGCUGCGAGUACGAGGAGUUGAACACGGCCACCUUCAAGCACCACCUGCGCCAGAUCAUCGAGCAAGUGACGUCUGGGCAGCGCCGACAGGGCCCGGAGGACGAGGAGGCCGGCUCAGGGCUCAAGAUGACGGGUGUGGAGUGUGUGGAGGGCAUGGCCUCGGGCCUGUACCAAGAGGUGUUUGCUGCCGUGGUCUCGCUCAUCAACAGAUCCUUCUCCUCCCACCACCUGUCCAUGGCCUCCAUCAUGGUGGUGGACUCUCCAGGCUUUCAGAACCCCCGGCACCAGGGCAAAGAGCGGGCCGCCACCUUCGAGGAGCUGUGCCACAAUUACACUCAGGAGCGCCUGCAGCUGCUUUUCUACCAGCGGACCUUCGUCUCCACACUGGAGCGAUUCCGGGAGGAAAACAUUCCUGUGCAGUUUGACCUCCCGGAGCUGUCCCCAGGGACCACGGUGGCCGUUGUGGAUCAGAGUCCUUCGCAGGUCCGCUUGCCAACCGGAGGAGGCGUGGAGGACGCCAGGGGCCUUUUCUGGGUCCUGGAUGAGGAGGUCCGAGUGGAGGGCUCCAGGGACAGCGUGGUGCUCGAGCGCCUCUGUGCUGCCUUUGAGAAGAAAGGAGCUGGAGCUGAAGGGAUCUCUGCCCUCCGGACCUGCGAGCAGCCCCUCCAGUGCGAGAUCGCCCACCAGCUGGGACACGACCCCGUGCGCUACGACCUCACGGGCUGGCUCCACAGGGCCAAGCCCAACCUUUCGGCCCUGGACGCCCCCCAGGUCCUGCAUCAGUCAAAAAGGGAGGAACUGAGGGGCCUGUUCCAGGCCCGGGCCCAGCUGUCCCCCGUGUGCCGGGCCGUGGCCGGCCUGGAGGGCACCUCCCAGCAGGCCCAGCAGAGGAGUUGCGUGGUGAGGAGGACGUUCGCCAGCAGCGUGGCCGCGGUGAAGAGGAAGGCCCCGUGCUCCCAGAUCAAGCUGCAGGUGGAUGCACUGAUCAGCGUGAUCAGACGGUCUCAGCUACACUUCAUCCACUGCCUGGUGCCAAGCCCAGCGGUGGAGAGCAGAGGCGGGCAGGGGUCUCUGACUCCACUGCAGCCUGGUGGAGACAAGCCCGGGGCAGGCGGGUCCCUGCCCUUGGACAUCCCGGCACUGAGGGUGCAGCUUGCAGGGUCCUACGUCCUGGAGGCGCUGCGUCUGCACAGGGCAGGCUACGCUGACCACAUGGGGCUCACUCAGUUCCGCCGAAGAUUCCAGGUACUGGACCCCCUGCUCACGAAAAAGCUCAUGUCAUCCCCUGAGGGGGUGGACGAGAGGAAGGCCGUGGCAGAGCUCCUGCAGACCCUGGAUCUGGAGAAGAAGGCAGUGGCUGUGGGGCACAGCCAAGUCUUCCUCAAGGCGGGCGUGGUCUCCAGGCUGGAGAAGCAGCGGGAGAAGCUGGUGUCUCACAGCAUCAUCUUGUUCCAGGCGGCCUGCAAGGGCUUUCUGUCUCGCCAGGAAUUCAAGAAGCUGAAGAUUCACCGACUGGCCGCCCAGUGCAUCCAGAAGAACGUGGCUGUGUUCCUGGGGGUCAAGGACUGGCCGUGGUGGCAGCUCCUGGGUUCCCUUCGGCCCCUGCUGAGCGCCACCAUCGGGGAGGAGCAGCUCCGCGCCAAGGAGGCGGAGCUUACAGCCCUGAGACAGAAGCUAGAAAAGUCGGAGAAGUGUCGGAAUGAACUACGGCAGAACGCAGACCUGCUGGAGAGCAAGAUAGCUGAGUUGACCACAGAGCUGGCCGACGAGCGCUUCAAAGGGGACGUGGCCUGCCAGGUGCUGGAGAGCGAGCGGGCAGAGCGGCUGCGGGCCUCCCGGGAGGUCCAGGAAUUAAAGAGCAAGUAUGAGCAAGUACAGAAGAAUUUGGGAGAAGUGGAGAAGCAGUUGGAGGAAGCCCAGCAGAAAAUUCAGUUGAGUGAUUUGGAAAGGAGUCACACUGGAGGAGCAGAUGAGUGGCAGAUGCGCUUCGACUGUGCUCAGAUGGAGAACGAGUUCCUCAGGAAGCGUCUCCAGCAGUCCGAGGAGAGGCUGGACUCGGAGUUGGUGUCUAGGAACGAGCUGGAGCAGAAGCUUGGGGAGCUGCAGAGUGCUUACGAGGGGGUCAAGAAGAUGGCCCAGCAGCUGAAGAGGAAGUGCCACCAUCUGACCUGCGACCUGGAGGACACCCGCUUCCUGCUGGAGAGCCAGCAAAGCCGAAACCACGAGCUGGAGAAGAAGCAGAAGAAGUUUGACACGCAGCUGGCCCAGGCCCUGGGGGAGUCCGUGUUUGAGAAGGGCCUCCGCGAGAAAGUGGCCCAGGAGAACACCAGUGUCCGGUGCGAGCUGGGCAGGCUUCAGCAGCACGUGAAGCGAAAGGAGCAAGAAACCUUGCAGCUGAAGCAAGAGGUGGAGAUGCUUCAGGCCCAGAAGCGGGAGCUGCUGGGGUCACCCUCUCUGGGGGAGAAUUCCAUCGCCGGCUUGAAGGAGAGGCUCUGGAAGCUGGAAUCCAGUGCCCUCGAGCAAGAGAAGAUCCAGAACCAGCAGGAGAACACCAUCAAGCAGCUGGAGCAGCUCCGUCAGCGGUUUGAGCUGGAGAUCGAGCGGAUGAAGCAGAUGCACCAGAAGGACCGAGAAGACAAGGAGGAGGAGCUGGAGGAUGUCCGCCAGUCCUGCCAGAAGCGGCUCCGGCAGCUGGAAAUGCAGCUGGAGCAAGAAUAUGAGGAGAAGCAGAUGGUCCUCCACGAGAAGCAGGACUUGGAAGGCUUGAUUGGAACCCUCUGCGAUCAGAUCGGCCAUCGGGACUUUGAUGUGGAGAAGCGUCUUCGGAGGGACCUCAGAAGGACUCACGCGCUCCUGUCAGACGUGCAGCUCCUGCUGGGGACCAUGGAUGACAGCAAGACGUCGGUCAGCAAGGAGGAGCUGGAGAAGGUGCAGAGCCAGCUGCAACAGAGUGAAGCCAAGUGUGAGGAUGCCUUGAAGACCCAGAAGGCACUGACGGCCGACCUGGAGAGCAUGCACAGCGAGCUGGAGAGCGUGACCCGCAGCAAGAGCCUGGUGGAUGAGCAGCUGUACCGGCUGCAGUUUGAGAGGGCGGACCUACUGAAGCGCAUCGAUGAGGACCAGGAGGACCUGAAUGACCUCAUGCAGAAGCACAAGGACCUCAUUGCUCAGUCUGCUGCUGACAUUGGGCAGAUCCAAGAACUGCAGCUGCAGCUGGAGGAAGCCAAGAAGGAGAAGCACAAGCUUCAAGAACAACUGCAGGUGGCCCAGAUGCGCAUCGAGCACCUAGAACAGUCCACCGUGGACCGAGCCAUCGUCAGCAGGCAGGAGGCGGUCAUCUGUGACCUGGAGAACAAGACGGAAUUCCAGAAAGUGCAGAUCAAGAGAUUUGAGGUGCUGGUGGUCCGGCUUCGGGACAGCCUGAUCAAGAUGGGCGAGGAGCUCUCGCAGGCGGCCACGGCCGAGUCCCAGCAGCGGGAGAGCAGCCAGUAUUACCAGCGGCGCCUGGAGGAGCUGAAGGCGGACAUGGAAGAGCUGGUGCAGCGGGAGGCCGAGGCCAGCCGGCGAUGCGUGGAGCUGGAGAAGUACGUGGAGGAGCUCGCUGCAGUAAGACAGACCCUCCAGACAGACCUGGAGACGUCCAUCCGGCGGAUCGCUGACCUGCAGGCAGCCUUGGAAGAGGUGGCAUCCAGCGACAGUGACACGGAGAGUGUCCAGACAGCAGUGGAUUGUGGUGGCAGUGGCAGAAAAGAAAUAGAUAACGUCUCCGUCCUGAGCUCCCAGCCAGGGGGCAGUCGGCAGUCCUGGUUGAGUUGUACCCUGUCUCUGGCCACAGACACCGUGAGGACCCCCUCUCGACAGUCAGCCGUCAGUAGCCGUAUCCUCAGCCCCAGGCUCCACGAGGAGGCCGGCGACGGGGCCCGGGACGCCCACAGCAGGACCUUGGGGGAAAAGGCUGCGUCCCCGCUCUCCCUCCGUCGAGGAAAGUACGGCCCCUUCGGUGAUGGCGAAGAGUGUGGCAUCCAGAGAAAGCCCCCGGAGAGGACGGGCGCGCCAUCCUCCUCUCCGUCCUCCCGGAGUAGAGACGUGUCCCCGCUGCCCAGGGACAAGCUGCCUAGCCCUUCGGCAGCCCUGUCGGAGUUCGUGGAAGGGCUCCGGAGGAAGAGAGCGCAGAGGGGCCGGGGGUCACCGCUGGGCCUGGAGGACUGGCCCACCCUCCCCAUCUACCAGACCACCGGCGCGUCCACGCUGCGCAGGGCCCGGGCGGGCAGCGACGAGGGCGCCCUGGCGCUGAGGGCCGGGGCCGAGUCACCCCUGGACGCGUCGGCCGGGCUCCUGCGGUCCACCAGCCUGAAGUGCAUCACCUCGGAGAGCGUGGGGGGACCCAGCCCACCGCCCGAGAAGCUGAAGACCCGCUUCAGUUCCUGCGAGUCCCUCCUGGAAUCGGGGCCCAGCUCGCGGAGGACACCGAGCUCCCCGGUGGCGCUCAGGGACUCCUUCUUGUCGCCCACGCUGCGCCCGCGGAGGCGCUGCCUGGAGUCCUCGCUGGACGACACGGGUUGUCCGGACCUCGGGAAGGAGCCCCUCGUCUUCCAGAACCGCCAGUUCGCCCACCUGAUGGAGGAGCCCCUGGGCAGCGACCCGUUCAGCUGGAAGGUCCCGAGCCUCAACUACGAACGCAAGACCAAAGUGGAUUUCGAUGACUUCCUCCCGGCCAUCCGGAAGCCUGAGACGCCUACGUCUUUGGCCCCCGCGGCCAAAGACAGGCAAGACAGUUCACAGCAUACAAGCGUCCGCUUUGAGAUGGAAGAGGCCGACCGAGGCUUUCUCUCAGGGAUCACUACCGUUUUGAAAAAGAGCCCAGAGUCCAAGGAGGACCCUGCUCACCUCUCUGACUCGUCCUCCUCCUCCAGCUCCAUCGUGUCCUUCAAAAGCGCCGACAGCAUCAAGCGUCGGCCAAGAAUCCCACGGCUGGAGGGCGACGGCGGGGAGCGAACAUCCCCUGAGAACAGAGAGCCGGGGGCAGGGAGGAAAGAGGAGGAUGUUGAGAGCAUCAUGAAGAAAUACCUGCAGAAGUAGGAGCCACUCAGCCUCCUGGAACGCACUGCCCUUGGAGACUUCCCGACUCCACGACUAUCCGGAGAAAGAGACAAAGACCGGCCAGGCCUGCCCGGGGGCCCUGAGUCCACAGCCAGCGUGGCCGCCCUCAGGAGGCCUGGGGGCCCAGCACGGGCACAUCCCGCAGGGCAUGGGGCUCCCAGUCGUGCUAGGUCUGUACCAAAUAAAGUGUUGGCUCCUUGACAUCUGGGCUUUCUCUCUAUUCUGUGAUCUUGUUACCUGGGACUCUGGAGGGUUGAUGGGGUGCAGCUUGGGGUAGAAGGGUUCCAAGGAGGGGAACCAAUGCAAGCUGUUUGUGGUUUCGGGUGCACACUGCUGUUUCUCUCCCUACGUGUCUACACGCAGUGGCCUUGCUCCUCUUCACUUGGCCAAGUUCAUGUCAAGUGUCACCUCCUCCAGGAAGUCUUCCCUGAUACAUCAAACUGAAAUAAAUGCUCUUUCUCCA